This is a messenger RNA of Closterium sp. NIES-65, 885 nucleotides long. Lineage: Eukaryota; Viridiplantae; Streptophyta; Zygnematophyceae; Desmidiales; Closteriaceae. The record is from the annotation of a GenBank genome assembly.
AUGGUGCGACGGUCGCACGGCGACGCGUACGCGCUGCUGGGGGUGCCGCACGACGCGUCGCUGGCGCAAGUGAAGGCCGCGUACCGCCGCCUGGCGCUCAAACUCCAUCCAGAUGUGAACACUUCGGGGGAUGCUGACGCCUUUCGGAGAAUCACAGAAGCCUACAACUACCUCCUCCACACUCCCCCGCACCACCACACUCACUCCCACUACGCUCAUGCACGCUCCCACCGCAACUUCCGCCACGGGCCUUUCUCCUCCUCCUUCACCUCAUCGAAUCCGGUCGCGACACCUGGCAGCAGGCGAUUGCCUGCGUUGAUUUGCGGCAUCGGGCUGGCUAUGGGCUGCCUCCUGUUCCCUGCCGUGCUUAUAAUGAGUAAAAUGGAUAACUUCAACCGAUUCUAUCACUAUCCCAGUAGCGAGGAUGGAGAGAAUAGCAGGAGGGGGGAUGAAGAGCAUGAGGAUGGGGAAAGCAGUAGCGGCGGAGACAGCAGCAGCAGCAGAAGCAGUGGUGAUGGUGGGAGUGGAAGCAGAAGUGGAAUACUGGAUGGGCUUGGAUUUGGCAGGGGACCAAUCGGGCAAGCAGUCGGCCAUGCCUUAACAAGCAACACUAGCAGAACAGCUGGGAAUGAGGAGGAGGGAAGUCAAAGACAGAGUGGUAACGAUGGCAGUGCUGGGAGCAGUGGCAGUGGUGACAGUGGUAGCAGGAGAAGCAGUAGCAGCUGGUGGAGCAGCAUGGGGGGUGGUAACAGAGGAGGGCCGAGGGGGCCAAGCCGAGUGGUGGAGCCAACUGCUGAUGAGGAGAAGCGGCAGAGGAUUGCGAGAAUACUGCUGGAGCGAGCUCGGAAGGCGCAGGAGGAUGGGGCAGGGGAGGAGGUGCGCUGA